Molecule: messenger RNA, 930 nt
Organism: Salvia splendens (bonfire salvia)
Lineage: Eukaryota; Viridiplantae; Streptophyta; Magnoliopsida; Lamiales; Lamiaceae
Exons: 4
Coding region: 1-930 (309 amino acids)
Source: RefSeq, a predicted model, not a curated record
AUGAACCUCCAACUCAAGCUCAUCAGGACCAAGAAGCUCCUAAAGGUUUGGAACAGAGAAGUUUUUGGCAACAUCAUCCAGAACCUAAAGGAUGCAGAGCAGGCAGUGCUUGAGGCACAAAUUUUAUAUGAUAGUGACCCGACACCAGCACAUAGAGCUGAAUUCAGUCGAGUGUCUGCAGAGCUCAUCAUCACGGCAAAGAUGGAGGAAGAAUUUUGGAGGCAAAAGGUGGCAAUUAGAUGGGCUGCUGACGGAGAAAGGAACUCCAAAUUCUUUCAUGGCUGGGUCAGACAGAAGAGAAUUAAGUCGAGGAUACACACGGUCGAGUUUGGGGGGCAGGCACUGACAGAGGAGACAGAGAUCAGGGAGUCAGCGGCAGCCUUCUUUCAGCAGCUUCUGACAUCGGACGUUGGGGACCUUGUAGAGCCUGACUUAUCUCUCAUCCAUACACUUCCAGAUUUAGUGGAUCAGGAGGCCCUGUGUGCGCCACCGCAGGAGAAGGAGUGGGACACUGUGGGGAGGGAUGUGAUUGCAGCUGUGGCAGACUUUUUCAGUGGGGCGUUUAUGCCCCGAAGCUUAACGGCUACCAUGAUAGUCCUCAUUCCGAAGAAGCCUAACCCGAUCACGUGGGUGAGUGGAUUCAUCAAGUGCCGCCUGCUUAGUGACAAUGCUCUUCUGGCCCAAGAGUUGAUACAUGACCUGGGGAAGGAGCUUUCGAGUAGAGGGAGAUUGCCCAAUCUGGCACUCAAGCUGGAUAUGGCAAAGGCGUAUGAUAGAGUCCAGUGGCCGUUUUUGCUCAAGGUCUUAGAAACGAUGGGAUUCUCAAUAGCCUGGAAGGUGAAUAAUGGGAAGACACAUUUUUUUUGGCGACUGAGCACAUGGAGUUUGCUAGCAUUGUUGAGGAGGUUGGAGGCUUUCAAAGAGGGGUGA